AUGAGGCUAUUGAACUACCGAAGAACUUCGACUCUCGCGAAAACGCCUAACUGCAAGUCCAUCGUUGAGGUCUACGACCAGGGCAAAUACGGCUCCUACUGGUCGAUCCACACGAGAGGGUGCCCCGACGAAGCGUUCAACUGCUUGAUCUCUCAUGGAUUGGUCAGCCGGGAACGCAGGCCGUACGACUUAGCUGCAGUA
Messenger RNA from Iphiclides podalirius (scarce swallowtail), 201 nucleotides. Lineage: Eukaryota; Metazoa; Arthropoda; Insecta; Lepidoptera; Papilionidae. The record is from the annotation of a GenBank genome assembly.